AUGUCUCAGUCAUCCAAAUCCCCCUCUCCCAAGACUGCAUCUGACUCGGACUCAAGAACUCCAAAUAUCAACCCUAAUGAAGUUCUUGCAGUUGCUCCCCUGAGAAUGGUGUCCGCUGAAAAUCUUCGUGUGAAGAAGCCUCGCUCUCCACAUGCAAGAAGACCAAAAGAAGCAGUACGUGGCAAAACCUCUAACCCCUCGCCGUCUAGUGAUCUUGAGAACCUAACAAAGGAAGGAUCACAGUAUACUCAUCAGGCUAUUGCGCAAAUAGUCACUAGAAUCUUGGAUGAACAGCGUCAAGUUCUUGGAAUUUCUGUACCUCUACAGACUGUUACUGAUGAAGAAAAGAAUGUUGAAGCUGUUGAUGUCGCUAAGGAUGUCACUGACACCAGAGAGGAUGCUCCCAAUGGUGAUUCGGGUAAGAAUGUUGUUGAUCUGGAUGAGUUCUCUGAUAAUGAUCUGGUUGCUAGUGUAAAUCCCAGCAUAGUUAAAAGGCUCAUGACUAGGAAAGGUAAGAAAGUAGUUGAUCAGAAUCCUUCCAAGAGGAGAAAUGUUCCUGUUGGACCUUCAAAGUCUUGGAGCAAAGUUAUUCCAAAGAAGAGGAAAGCUCAAGUCAUGGACGACUCUGAUUCUGAUGUUGAAGUAGAUGUUCAAGACAUUCCACUAAAGAAGAAGCCUACUUCCAGCAAGCUUGCUGCUAAAGUCCCUGAUGUGCCCAUAGACAAUAUUUCCUUCCAUUCUACUUUAAGUGUCAACAGGUGGAAAUAUGUCUACCAAAAGAGACUGGCCAUUGAGAGAGAAUUAGCUCAGAAUUAG
Molecule: messenger RNA, 816 nt
Organism: Vicia villosa (hairy vetch)
Lineage: Eukaryota; Viridiplantae; Streptophyta; Magnoliopsida; Fabales; Fabaceae
Exons: 3
Coding region: 1-816 (271 amino acids)
Source: RefSeq, a predicted model, not a curated record